AUGGAAAUAAAGACCAUGACAGAUGUUGAUCAUCAGUUGUUCAAAGGUUAUGGGGUAACACCGAAGAAGAAGAGUGUUCCGUACAUGAGGCCCCCGGGUUUGGCUGGGCGCGGGAGCCGUCCGUCCGUCCGUCCGUCCCUCCGCCGCUCAGCCUUUCCCCCCCUUCCCGGCCAGGUAGCCCUGCUGGACCGCAACUCCGAGGCUGGGCAGGAGAGCAAGGCAGCCCUGGACGAGCAGUUCGAAGCGCAGAGGACGGUGUUCAUCCAGUGCGACGUUACAGAUCAGGAGCAGCUGAAAGGGGCUUUCAAAAAAGUAAUUGAACAUUUUGGAAGGCUGGAUAUUGUGGUUAAUAAUGCUGGAGUGAACAAUGAGAAGGACUGGGAAAGCACUAUACAAAUUAACUUGACAUCUGUAAUUAGAGGAACAUACCUUGGCAUAGAAUAUAUGAGAAAAGGAAAUGGAGGUGAUGGAGGAGUAAUCAUUAACAUCUCAUCUUUGGCAGGACUUAUGCCUGCUGCAUUCCAACCUGUGUACUGUGCUACAAAGCAUGGUGUGAUUGGAUUCACACGGUCAAUAGCAUUAGCUGCUAAUAUGGAAAACUAUGGUGUGAGGCUCAACACAAUUUGUCCAGGAUUUGUCAACACACCGAUUCUUCAAUCAAUAGAUAAAGAAGAGAAUAUGGGACAAUAUUAUUCAUAUAAGGAUGAAAUUAAAAAUAUGAUGCAGUUCUAUGGCGUGAUGGACCCAUCAAUAAUUGCUGAGGGACUGAUAACAAUUAUUGAAGAUGAUACCCUAAAUGGUGAAGUUAUGAAGAUUACAGCAUCCCAAGGGAUUCAUUUUCAACAAUACAGCCAAACACCUUUUACAUCAUCAAAGAGAUAA
Messenger RNA from Chaetura pelagica (chimney swift), 882 nucleotides. RefSeq names its product hydroxyprostaglandin dehydrogenase 15-(NAD) (gene HPGD). The transcript has 8 exons. Gene Ontology annotation, cellular component: cytoplasm. Gene Ontology annotation, molecular function: oxidoreductase activity, acting on the CH-OH group of donors, NAD or NADP as acceptor. Lineage: Eukaryota; Metazoa; Chordata; Aves; Apodiformes; Apodidae. The record is from RefSeq and is a predicted model, not a curated record. The coding region runs from base 1 to 882 and encodes 293 amino acids.